UUAAUAUUACUUUCACCUUUCCCCUCUUCGGAUUACAUUUAUAGUUUUCCAUUAGCUUACCGAUCUACGGCUCAAAUCCCAUUUCACUGUCUCCUUCCUUCCUCCUUCACCUCUCCCCUUGCCCCUACAAAAAUCGCCGGAACCUCCUAUCCCUACCCACCAAAAACUUUCAAAUCUCUAGCUUUCCCUCGUUUUCUCGAGAAACAAACAGAAACCCGAAACCCCAAUUUCCCAAUUCAUUUAUUUCAAGGGCACAAAGUAAACAGCAAGAAAAUCCACCGGAGGGAAAGCCCUAAGGAACAACUGGCCACGAAGGCAGCCAGGAAAACAUCUCUUUGGACACGAGCUAAACUUCUAAAACUGCGGUUGUUGAGAGCUUCUACCAUCUCAAUUCAGUCACAGGAUGGAAUCUGGUCGACCAUCAAGUACUAAUCAUGAGCUGAGUCAUCAAGUUUCGCUUGAUAUUGAUAGAUUAGCCCAAUCCGUGACGGAAGAGCUGGAAAUCUCAAAUCCUUUCUCCGACACAUGCUGUAUAUAUAAAGUUCCUGAGCGAUUACGCGAGCUGAACGAAAAGGCCUACACACCUCGAUUAGUCUCCAUAGGCCCAAUUCACCAUUGUAAUGACACGCUAAAAGCCAUGGAAGACCACAAAAGAAUGUACCUGAAAGAAUUCAUUGCCCGGACCAAGGUAAGUGUGAAGGGUUUUAUUGAAUUGAUCAAGGCGAAGGAAACAAGAUUGCGUAAUUGCUAUGCGGAGACAAAUGGGUUUAGUAGCGAAUACUUCAUAAAAAUGAUAUUAAUGGAUGCUGCCUUCGUCAUUAUGUUUUUGCUGAAGUGGACUUACACAGACUUCAGAGGAAGCAGAGACAGCAUUUUCUAUCCUCCAUACAAGAGUGUAGAUGUAAGGGUUGAUAUCUGUUUGCUUGAAAAUCAGCUCCCGUUCUUCAUCCUCGAGGAGUUGUGUGGACUAUCCCCUAUAUUCGGCAAUUCUCCAAAAGCUACACUGAUUGGGCUUACUCAUUGGUUCUUUUCAUAUGAAUGGGGUUCAUGGGCAGUAGGGGAAUAUUUGGGGAGAGUAGAUUUCUCCGAAGUGAAACAUUUGGUUGACUUUCUUACAAUUUAUCAUCGGCCAACUGAACAGCAACAGUAUGAGGAACUUGAGGUUCUAACCGCACCCAGUGUAAAGGAGCUCCACCAAGCGGGGGUCAAGUUUGUGCUGAGUUCAAGCAAACAUCUUCUUGACAUAAAAUUCGAUAGAAAUAAAGGGAGACUAGAGUUCCCACGAUUACAGUUAGAUGACAGAACAGAAAUCAUAAUCAGGAAUAUGCAAGCCUUUGAGCAGUGCCAUGGCCUGAAACAUGGUUAUGUUGGUGACUAUAUCUUCUUGAUGGGUCUCUUUGUCAGUGCCAGUAAGGAUGUGGAAAUGCUUGUUGAAAAUCGUAUUAUAGAAAACUGGCUACCGUCUAAUGAGGAAGUGGUACAACUCUUUUACAAUCUCAACAAACAAAAUAGUGUGUGGUCAGCUAUCAUCUCAGUUCAGUCACACUCACAUGUGCUGAAUCAUCAAGUUUCGCUUGAUAUUGAUAGAUUACGCGAGGCACCUGUGAAGGGACAGCUGGAAAUCCCAUACGCUUUCUCCACCACAUGUGCCAUAUAUAAAGUUCAAGAGCGAUUACGCGAGUUGAACGAAAAGGCCUACACACCUCGUGUAGUCUCCAUAGGCCCAAUUCACCACGGUAAAGAGAAGCUAAAAGCCAUGGAAGACCACAAAAGAAUGUACCUGCGGGAAUUCCUUGCCCGGACAGGGGUAAGUGAGGAGGCUUUUAUUGAAUUGAUCAAGUAGAACGAAAAAAGAUUGCGUAAUUGCUAUGCGGAGACCAAUGGGUUUAGUAGCGAAUACUUCAUAAAAAUGAUAUUAAUGGAUGCUGCCUUCGUCAUUAUGUUAUUGCUGAAGUGGACUUACACAGACUUCAGAGGAAGCAGAGACAGCAUUUUCCAUCCUCCAUACAUGGGUGUAGAUGUAAGGGUUGAUAUCUGUUUGCUUGAAAAUCAGAUCCCGUUCUCCAUCCUCGAGGAGUUGUGUGGACUAUCCCCUGUUUUCUUCCUUGAACUUUUCUUCUAAAUGACAUAUUUGUUUCAGUAUAAAUUCCAAGCAAUGAAGACUGUAUAAUUUGUUCU
This is a messenger RNA of Populus trichocarpa (black cottonwood), 2178 nucleotides long. RefSeq names its product UPF0481 protein At3g47200. The transcript is spliced from 3 exons. The record is from RefSeq and is a predicted model, not a curated record. NCBI's taxonomy places the organism in Eukaryota, Viridiplantae, Streptophyta, Magnoliopsida, Malpighiales, Salicaceae. The coding region runs from base 404 to 1843 and encodes 479 amino acids.